Messenger RNA from Sinocyclocheilus rhinocerous, 1425 nucleotides. RefSeq names its product voltage-dependent calcium channel subunit alpha-2/delta-2-like. Gene Ontology annotation, cellular component: voltage-gated calcium channel complex. The record is from RefSeq and is a predicted model, not a curated record. NCBI's taxonomy places the organism in Eukaryota, Metazoa, Chordata, Actinopteri, Cypriniformes, Cyprinidae. Bases 1 to 1410 code for a protein of 469 amino acids. The transcript has 17 exons. Gene Ontology annotation, molecular function: voltage-gated calcium channel activity.
AUGUUGUUUCAGAUCUACGGUGAGAAGAGAAGACAGUUCAGUUUGGUCAGAAAUAAGCCUCGAGAAAUUGUAGAGAAAGUUGCGACUGACAUCGAGAGACUGCUGGCCAAGAAACGCAAAGCACUUGAGAAACUUGCAAGUGAAGCGGAGCGUCUUCAGAAAGAUCAUCGGUGGCAGGAUGGAAUCAAGGAGGAAAAUAUUGAAUAUUAUAACUCUAAAGCAGAGAUGGACUAUGACGGUGAGGACAUUGAUUCCCAGAUGUCAUUGAAACUGGAGUUUAUGUAUGAUCCGAACUUCAAAAACCAUGUGAAUUACUCACACACCGCUGUCCAGAUCCCCACAGACAUCUACAAAGGCGCUCCGGUGAUCCUGAACGAGCUGAACUGGACGCAAGCGUUAGAGCGAGUCUUUAUAGAGAACAGCAGAGACGACCCGUCGUUGCUCUGGCAAGCGUUUGGAAGCGCCACCGGUGUCACGAGAUAUUAUCCAGCUGCUCCCUGGAAAGCGCCGGAUAAGAUUGACCUUUAUGAUGUACGACGACGACCCUGGUACAUUCAAGGAGCAUCCUCGCCCAAAGAUAUGGUCAUCCUCGUAGACGUGAGCGGCAGUGUCAGUGGACUUACUCUCAAACUGAUCAAAGCUUCGGUCACAGAGAUGCUCGACACACUCUCCGACGAUGAUUACGUCAAUGUGGCCAGGGUCAGUCAGCUACUUUUGAUUGAAUAUCUGGACGUGUUGGGCCGCCCCAUGGUUCUGGCAGGAAGAAGUGCCAAGCAGGUGCAAUGGACCAACGUCUAUCAGGACGCACUGGAGGAGGAUUUGCCAGAGCCGGUGACGCUGGACUUCCUGGAUGCUGAAGUAGAAGACAGCAGCAAACAGGAGAUUCGCCGGCAAAUGAUUGAUGGCCGAUCAGGAGAGAUGACGAUCAAAACUCUAAUUAAAUCAAUUGACGAGCGCUACAUUGACGAGGUCACGCGUAUGUACUCCUGGACGCCCAUUAACGACACUGAUUACAGUCUGGGUCUGGUACUUCCUCCGUACAGUGAAUAUUACAUCCAGGCUGAUCUCAGCGAUGUCAUGCUGCAGCUGCAGUAUUUACAGUCUCUGCUGCCGAACUCGUUUGAGUCGGCUGGUCACGUGUUUCUAGCUCCCAGAGAAUACUGUAAGCGUCUGCAGAUGGCUGAGAAUAACACACAGUUCCUGGCGGACUUCCUGUCUCUGAUGGUGGAGAUCUCACCUGAAUCUGAAGACUGUGAUCAGGGUCUCAUUCAUAACCUGAUCUUGGAUUCUGGGAUCCUCUGGAAUCUCGCCACACGCGUUUGGCAGAACAAGGAUCUCAACACGUACGGCUUCCUGGCGCUGUUCGCAUCCACCAAUGGAGGCGUCACGCGCGUUUACCCCAACACGUGAGUGACGGAGCUUCUG